AAAGUGGGGAUUUCAAUUCAAAGAAUUUAUAAAUUCUCCAAGAUAUUUCAUAACUUACACAACAGUUUCGUUGUUUUGUUGUUCAAUAUAACAAAUUUGCUCAUACAGUCAUACUUUAUAAUACUUUGCAAUCUGCAACACUAGAGUUCUUUGCAUAGUGACUGUACUACAAUUGUUUGUUCAGCUUGAAUUGAUAAUAUUAUUGUUGGUGUUACGUCACAAAAAGAAAUAAUCUGGCAAAGAGUCAAAGAGUUUGUUGUUUGUUUUCUACAUUCGUUCCAAAACCGUUGGCACGAGUCGUGUGUAUGACCUUGAACCCAAGUGAAACAGCUGUUUUAACUUUUAUACUUUCAUUGUGAAUUUCUGAAUUGGAAACUGGAUUUUUAAGGUCCAGCAUGGACUCCUUCUUCAGUCUCUUCGACCCGUCAGACGGUCAGCAGCACAAACAAAAGAAAAGACAUAAAAACGAUCAGGACAACCAGCGGAAGAAUCCAGACGCUCCUAAAGGCCGUCGCCGAGGCCGCCGCUCUCACGGCAAGAACGAGACCUUGCCCGAGGAGUCCUCAUUCCUGUGCGAGCCGGCGCUCAGCAGCGAGAUCCUGGUGAAGGACUGCAGCUACAUCGAGAACUAUAUAGAGGUCAACAGGCAUGAUGAAGAUACAAAAGCUGACGGCGACAAGAAACCACGCAGACGGAAUUCCGGACGUAAAAACAGGCGGAAAAAGAACAAAAUCUCUCCCGCCAAAGACAUGCUACCAAACACUGCGUGGCAGGACACCAUAGACACAAUAGAGACACAGACCCUAAACAACCAGUCUUCAAUACCAAAAAUAUGCGACGAAAAAGUUGGCAAGAACGUCAACGAUUUGAAAUCCGAUGAAGAUUAUAAAAAAACUAAAAGGAAAGACAAUGUAGAGAAGAGGGAAAAAGAUGGCUUCGACGAUCGUGUGUACAAUGUCAUAGACAAGCUAGAGAAGGUCGGCAUCAAGGAGGAUAUGUAUCUGGCGGGGGAUUUUAAUGCAGAGGAUUUGGAAAGCGACUUCUUCUACAGUUCGGAUGAUAUGGACGAGUUUUGCGAUGACACGACAUCAGAUGCAGAGGAUUCAGGGGAUGAGUGCUAUGGGAGUCUGCCUCCAGAGCCUCGCUUUGGUAAUGUGGAGUACAAGCUGCAACUGGUGUCGCCCUGCGAGAGGAGGUUCCAGCAUCUGGUCACACAGCUGAAAUGGCGCCUCCGUUCCGGUGGGGGCAGCGCGGUGUACGUGGUGGGGGUCCGGGAUUGCGGAGCCCUGCGCGGUCUGCGCGCCGGUCCGCUGCGCGCGUCGCUGCGUGCGCUGCGCAGCAUGGCCAGCGCUAUAGGCGCCGUGCUCGCCAGCGCACGCGCGCGCCGGGUCGCGCCCAACAGAGCUGUCGCUGAGGUUUACAUCAGGAAGUUGGCAGACACGCAGCAGAGCGUGGAGCUGCGCGUGGCGGUGAUGGGCGCCAACGAAGCCGGCAAGUCCACUCUUAUAGGCGUGCUGACGCAAGGUGAACUGGACAAUGGUCGAGGGAGCGCUCGGCUGAACAUGUUCCGACAUCUGCACGAGGUCAAGAGUGGUCGCACCUCGUCCUUGAGCCACGAGAUACUGGGCUUCGACGCGCAGGGUAACGUGGUGAACUACGGGUGCUCGGAGCUGAUGACAGCGGAGAGGAUCGGCGAGAGGAGCGCCAAGCUGGUGUCGUUCCUGGACCUGGCCGGCCACAGCAAGUACCAGCGCACCACGCUGCACGGCCUCACCGGCUACUGCCCGCACUACGCCAUGCUGGUGAUCUCUGCCACGGCCGGCAUAACGCGCAUCACGGAGGAGCACAUCGGCCUGCUGCUGGCGCUGGACAUGCCGUUCUUCGCGGUGAUCAACAAGUGCGAGCUGGCGCCGGCCGCCGUCGCGUCGGUGCUGCAGCGCCUGGCGCAGCUGCUGGAGUCGGCCAACAAGGAGCCGCUCCUGAUAACGGACGAACACCUCGCGCGCAACUGCGUCGCGCCACAGAAGUCGAUACUGGACGCCAUAGACAACACCACAGACUCGGGGAAGGAGGACGACGUGGAGGUCCAGCGCGUGCCGGUGUUCCCGGUGAGCUGCGUGCGCGGCGCCGGCCUCAACUCGCUGCACGCAUACCUGUUGGCGCUGCAGCCGCCUGGAGACAACGUGCAGCACAAGUCGGAGGAUGAGACGUGCGAGUUCCAGAUCGACGAGAUCUUCCACGUAGGGGACUCUGCGGGGCCCGUGGUGGGGGGGUUGCUCGCGCGGGGACAGUUGCAUGAGGGAGACAACCUCAUCAUAGGGCCUCUAGACACUGGAGAGUUUGUCGAAAUAUCAGUCAAGACCAUAUACAGGAACCGGGUGCCAUGCGGCAGUGUGAGGGCCGGUCAGAGCGCCUCCCUGGGCUUGAGCCACUACCCGCCCAACCUGAGGCAAGGCAUGGUGUUACUGGCUAUACCCGAGAAGUAUAGAAGCGGGGACUAUGUCAGACCCAGCUUCGGGGGAUGUCCUCCUGGAAAGUGCAAAGGAAAGAAGGCAAUAGAAACGGUGCACUCAUCGCAAACUGUUGAAAAGAAUCGCAAGAACGCUCGGAGACAGAACAAAAAUAUCCUCCAAGACAUCGCCAACGUGCAAAACAACUUCACCAAGAUCAUAGACAAAAACAUACACAAGCUGAGCAAAGACAAACCUUCCAAAGAUAAGGACAAUAUAGACAAGGAUUCCAAAGAAAUACGCACAGCCAACAUAAGCAACAUUGAUGCUGUCAACCUACAGAAUUUGACCAUAGACAAAAAUUCUCAAAACAAAACGAACAUAGACAAAUUAAUCAUAGACAGACAACCCAUAGAUAAUGUACAAAGAAGCAUAGACAAAAAUUCUAAAAUAUAUAUGUCAGAUUCAGAUGAUGAUGUCAAAUAUGGCAAGGGUGUGAUAGACUGUGAUGAUACUGUGAUAGAUCGUGAUGGAGCUUGCGUUUGUGAUGAUUUGGUGUUAUUGGAAGAUCCUAAUGAUCCGAGAGGGUGUAUUUAUUUCCAAGCGUCGGUGCAUGUACUACGUCACUCCACUGCCAUAUACCCCGGCUUCCAGUGUUCCGUACACGUCGGGAACGUUCGACAGACGGCCAUUAUUGAGGGAAUAAUGUCCCCCAACAACGUGCUGCGGGCGGGGGAGGCGGCUCCCGUCAUGUUCCGGUUCGCGCGCUGCCCGGAGUACCUCGUGAGAGGCAGGAGGUUGCUGUUCACUGCGGGGCUCGGCACAAGAGGAAUCGGUCGAGUCACGCAAACCUUCCCCUAUGUUCCGUGAAGAUGAGAAAAAUAACUUUUGGGAUUAAAUUUAAAAAAAAAAUAACCAACCAUGAGUCAUAUCUGCCUCGUUGACACUAACUUUUGUGUCUACAGGACACUUUACGACUUGUCUAGGGAAUGACAAUUUGGACAAAGAAAUUAUGGAUAUUAAAAAAAAAAAUUAACCAAUGCUAAAUAAUAAUUACCAAUAUGUGACAAAUAAAAACUAACUAUUGUGUCUACAGGACAUUUUAUGUAUUUUAUGGGAAUAAGAAUUUCGACGUACAAAGUAUGAAUACAUAACUGAAAAAUAAAUCAACCAUGAGUCCUAUUUGACCAAUUGGAGGUAACUUUUGUGUCUACAGGACACUUAUGUCAUGUCUAGAGAAUAUGAAUUUGGACAGACAAAUUAUAAAUGUAUAAUUAAAAAAACAAUCUACAAUGAUCAUAUUUCAUUAAUUGAUGCUAAUUUUUGUGUCUACAGGACAUUUUUAUUUCUUAUUUAGGACACGACAGUUUGUUAAGAGUAAUUAUUAUUGUUUUGGGAUUGAAACAAAGAUUUUAUAUUAUUAAAUAUGUCACUAACUCUUUUUUUUUAUUUUAUACUAUUAAAUAUGUCUUAUAAAUUAUUUAUUAUUAUUUCUUUUUUUUACUUUCGUUCUAAACUAUGACAUUGUUAAGAACGAAAGUAAAAAAAAGAAAUAAUAACCAAAAUAUUUUCUACAAUGUCGAGUUGUGUGUUCAGGAAGUGUAAAAACUAUAUAUGCACAAAUAUAUAAUGUAAGUAAACACAAAGUUCUUCAUGUGUGCGCUCAUUGGAGUAUCUAAAUGCGGAUCAGUUUUUGCGAUGAUUUUGUAGGCACGUAACAUAUCUAAUAGUGUAAAAUCGUUGGGUAGAAGUGAUUAUUUAUCCAUAGACAAUCGUAUGUGUGUGAAUUAUAUACAACUUAUAAAACUAACUUUUGUGUCUUUAGAACACUUUUGAACCGACUUCAAAAAAGGAGGAGGUUCUCUUUACGUACGUUUUUUUUUUUUAAUGUUUGUUAUACUAAUCUAACAUAUUAUCUAAGUCAGUCAAGUAAGCAAUUUUGAUCGGGAAAUUAUUAUAUUUUUCUUAUGAGAUUGAAAUUAUUUAAUUGUACUUGUAUGUAUUUCGCGUUAUAAUUCAUUGACACUAAUUUUCGUGUCUACAGGACACUUUUGUGUCUUUCGGACAAGGAUAUAAUUAAUAUUCAAAGUUUGAUCACUAAUAUUAUAGAUUAAUUACUACUAUCUUGAAAAGUUCGUGUAGGUAGUGAAUUUAGCUUUCGUAUGGAAGUAAUUUUUUUACUAUAUGAAAAAAAUGUUUUAUUUGUUUGUUUUAUUUGAGUAGCUAAAUGAUGAAUAAUUUAAAAGUAUUUUUGAAGUAGUUUAGGAGUAAGAUGAUUAAUUUAAAAAAUAAAUGAAAAAACUAUAUACUGUUUGAGGGAAACAUUAAUUUAAGUUGACAAAAAAAAUGGUUAAUUUUAAGUUAUUAUGUGAUAUUUUUAUUAUGUUAUUACAAUACAAUAAUAUUCGAAUCUUAUUGUCAUGUGUGAAUUAUGGUUUGCGGUGUCUAGCUAAAUAUGAAUCCGUGAUUUAUUAUUAUAUAGAUAAUUGUGAUUGAAUAAAUGUUAAUUUUGGUAGAGUCGGAUGCAAUAUUUAUGACGUCGAAAUAUGAUGCGGAUAUCGCUACGCGCAGCUUGGCUACUUCGUUCGUAACACUCCCAAUGAUCCGCGCGGGCCGGGGGGCGUAUAGCGAUGAAUGAAAAACCCACGAUUGGUGCACAUCACUUCCCCGCACGCACGAUUUAACACCCACGCAGUCUUUCCCCCCGUCGCCCGCAUAUCAUGGGAGUGUCGUCAACGAAUAUGCCAGACUACAGUGUGGGUGGGCAAGGGGAUUUGCCCUUCCGCCGCGCCACUACGUAACCGGUGAUACCUAAAAUUUGUUCUGAAACGUCUUGUUGAAUCCGACUAUAAGUUUCGCUUAAGCUAUGUCACUGUUACGCUUGGCCACGAUCUCUUUUGAUGGUAAGUGAUGACGUUUGAAACUUUAAAAUAAGUUAUUGUAAACUAACACUAUUUUAGUAUUUAAAUAUGAAAUCAUUAGAUAUAUUAACUGUGGAGAUAUAGCCGGGAAUAGUUAUUGGCAAUACGUCAAUUUGAAUUUUUUUUAUCUCAUGAAUCUUAUGUGAGUCAGAAGUGGAUUUAAAAAAAAAAAUUUAAAACCACAGAGAAUGAGAAAAACAUAUACUAUUACUAUAAUUUUCUAAGUAGAAUAAAAAUUUAGAUAUUCUAAUAACAGAUUUUUGCACAAUUAACGAAAUAAACAUAGUCAUUAAAUUAAAAAAAAUAGUUCUUUAAACUUUUUGACUUUAUAAAAAAAUUUACAACUUAAUACAAAAAAAAAUAUUAUAAAAUAAAAAAGUCUUUUGUAUUGCUUUCGCUUUAAAACAUUUUAUUUGGUUAAUAUGGCAACAUUAUAAUUAUAUACACGUAGACAAAGAAGUAAAUAGACGCUACCGUAUACCGCGCAUUUUCGCAUAAAUUAAGAAAACGAAAAUAGUUCGGAGUGUUGACAAAAAAAAAAUUAGGUGUAGAUUAGUAUCAGUUGUCUAUCACCUUCUCUGUCUACGUUAUACAACCAAAAUGUAAGGUUAAAAUUAUCAGUAUUGUACAACCGAUAAGUAGGUAGAUUAUUUUUUUAAGUGGUCAAUCAUCUUACUAUUUGUUCUUAUUUUGCAACAACUCUGUGCUAGUUUUUUUUAAUAACUUGAGGUUUUUGUCUUUUACAAUAACUGAGUAGUUAUUUUAUUAUUUAUUAAAAUAAAAACGAACCUGUCGAUUUUUGUACUAAUAAAGUUGAUUCUUUUAGGCCUUAUAAGAAUCUCUAAACAUUACAGUCUAGAGUAAAUAACAUCUUCUAGGCAAGGAAGCUUAUAACAAUGGGGUCCCCUACGCAAAAACUAGGGGUUUUAUGAGUUUCACAUGUCUAACUCUUUGUCUAUCUACGUGACCUCGUCGUUCUUGAAUGGAUGAACCGUUUUUUAUUUAGUUGCUUUUGUUUGAAAGAUUUAUAUUCUGUGUUUUAGGCUUUGUUUUAUAAAAAAUGAUUUAGCCAUUUAAUAGAUAGGGGGACAAGAAGAUAAACCUUUGGAACCUUUAAAUUUAAUUGGAACCAUUCAAAAGUGUGAUUUAUAUAUUUGUGUGUGAUUUAUAUAUUGUGUGUUUGUAUCAAUUGAAAGGAUUUAAUUUUUGUAUUACAAAAUGUGUUUUUUGAAGGGGAGGGGAAGGGGAUGAAUUUACUGUAUUUACUGAGCAUACUCGAGUGGGUAUUUAUAAUGAAAGGAUUGAUUUGGUAAUCUAUUACUUUUUUUUUGAUACAUUUAAAUUUGAUUUCCAUUUAAAUUUUUCUGUUAUGAUAUGACUUAUGACCACAGAUUAAAGAAUAAUAGGCAGAUAGACCGCACGGAACACGACGGUGUCGUAGCCGUUCCAAAUACAAAAUAAAAAAAUGAAUACAUUCUCGAGUCAGUACGACACGAAGCGUCGCAUCAGUAAUUUUCAAUAUUAUUCAAGAAAAAUGGCAUCUUAUUAAAUAUUUUAAAACCUGUUCACAAAAAGUAAAGAAAUAAGAUGGAGUAUUUUUUUAUUGGUAAUUAUUGAUUAUUAUAUUAAUUUACGUAAUUGUUGUUAGUGUUAAAUUUUGAAAUACAAAUUAUGAAAAAAGUAUAUGGGAAUGUCAAGGAAACGCGUGACGUUUGGGGUUUUAUGGGUUUCACCACGCUGCUUGUAAAGACUCAUUCUGGAUCAUCUUUAUUCUGUGGUAUUUAUUAUAAAGAAUUUCAGUCGAGUCAUUAUUAUAGUUAGAAAUUAAUUUCUUUUGGGGGUUUUUCAAAAUUAUUAUGUAUAGUAUUUAUUAAAGUAAAACUUCUCUUGACUUGUGGAGUAUUUGAUGAAUGUUACGAAAUGUGUAAUCGGGUGAGGCGAACGGACGUCGAGCCAAAGAAGUUUUACUUCAGUUGAAUGGUUUAGAGCACACACUGUUUUUUUCUUUUUUCGCACUUCCAACGACUUACGGUUCUAAUUACUAACUAAAUACUAAUUAUAUAACAAAUAUCUAACUAUUAGGCAAAUCUAUUGAGAAUUUUGUGAGCACAUUUAUAAUAAUAUAAUAAAAUAUUCUACAACAUUCAA
Bicyclus anynana (squinting bush brown) is the source of this 7519-nucleotide messenger RNA. Its product is annotated as GTP-binding protein 2. NCBI's taxonomy places the organism in Eukaryota, Metazoa, Arthropoda, Insecta, Lepidoptera, Nymphalidae. The transcript is spliced from 18 exons. Bases 396 to 3320 code for a protein of 974 amino acids. Gene Ontology annotation, molecular function: GTP binding; translation elongation factor activity; GTPase activity. Gene Ontology annotation, biological process: translational elongation. The record is from RefSeq and is a predicted model, not a curated record.